Hermetia illucens (black soldier fly) is the source of this 1206-nucleotide messenger RNA. Its product is annotated as pupal cuticle protein 20-like. The record is from RefSeq and is a predicted model, not a curated record. Lineage: Eukaryota; Metazoa; Arthropoda; Insecta; Diptera; Stratiomyidae. The transcript has 4 exons. Gene Ontology annotation, molecular function: structural constituent of chitin-based larval cuticle. Bases 172 to 1053 code for a protein of 293 amino acids. Gene Ontology annotation, cellular component: chitin-based extracellular matrix.
CAAGAUUGGCGGCAUCUCAUUUGAAGAUUCUUUAAUCACGGCCGCAUAUAUAAAAUCCGAGAUCAUCUUGGAUUGAGCAUCAGUUCAUUUCUUGUAUUCCAACAAGUAGUAUAGUAUCAUUAUCUGUAAACAACUGGCAGGUGAUCCGCGAAAAACUAUUAUAUAUCAAAGAUGAAGCUGUUCUUGGCCACAUUAUUUAUUGGGUUCGCCACUGCUGCGCAAUUGCAAAACACCUAUCUUCCACCUGGCAGCGCAGCCUCAGCAGGUGGUCAUGGAAAUUUCUUGCAAGGACCUAAUUCCGGUGGCACCUCCGGAAACUACCUAGCUCCCAAAACUACAUUCAAUAAUGCUGGGCAACCUAACGCUUUCAGUCAUGGUGCUCAGAGUGGAUUUGGUUCACUAAGUGGUGGAGCUUUUGGAGCACAAGGAGGUCAUACGCAGCAAAGUGCUACCUAUAGUGGAGCAGGCGGGUUUGGCGGUGGUCGUCAGGGUCCUUCUGGGCCGCAAAUUCCCAUCUUGAGUUAUAAUAAUAUCAACAACGGAGAUGGCAGCUAUCAUUUUGAUUAUGCAACUGGUAACGGUAUUCAACAAAAUGAAGAUGGACAUUUGAAUAAUCCAGGAAGUGAAUACGCCGAACAAGUUGUGCAAGGAUCAUAUUCAUACACAGGUGAUGACGGACAAACCUAUACUGUUCAUUAUAAGGCCGAUGGAAAUGGAUUCCAAGCCAGCGGAGAUCAUUUGCCAACCCCACCACCAAUCCCUGAAGCUAUUCAAAGGUCUCUUGAAUAUAAUGCUGCCCAUCCAGAAGAAAAUAACGCAGGAGCCUAUAACUCAGCUGCAGGUCAAAGUGGAUCAUACGGAGGGGCACAGGGUAGUUUUGCAGCGGGAUCUCAAGGUGGAUUUAGUGCCGGUGCAGGCAGGCCUGGUGGAUCAUUCAGUGGUGCUGGUACAUCUCAUGGUGGAUCAUUUGGUAGAAGGCCACAACAACAAUACCUUCCUCCUCAACAACAUCAAUCCGGUGGUCCAGGCGGCGCUGCUGGAUACCAUUAUUGAGCCAUAUUGAAUCAUUCAUAAACAUGAAUAUUAGAACUAAUUUGUUUGCUCAGAAUUCGUGCAUUGAAUGUGAUGUGUUAACUUGAUAUCCAGUAUAUUAUUAUUUAUUGUUUUACUGCGAAUAGCACAGAGUAAAGAAAAUCACCAAAAUAA